This is a messenger RNA of Gongylonema pulchrum, 186 nucleotides long. NCBI's taxonomy places the organism in Eukaryota, Metazoa, Nematoda, Chromadorea, Rhabditida, Gongylonematidae. The record is from the annotation of a GenBank genome assembly.
UUGGAUUGUUGGACGCCGGGUUCAGCUGACAUAAAUGACAGCAGUCGUAUAUUUGUGCUGGCGCAGCGGUCAUUUCUUGCUGCAGCAGUAGCGAUUCCCGCACUUCCUGCCGCUCUUGAUGCAGUAGUGGUGAUAACGGAAGUGACGGUUGCUCGUGGUGUUCGGCAUUUGAAAGAGCUGGACUAA